AUGGAGGAUACUGGCAAAAUCAACGUCACCAUGACAACCGGAGAGUACAAGCUCUUCAAGGAAGCUAAGAGGCGGGUAGCCUCAUCAAAACAAACUACCGUUUCCCAACUGCACAAGUUGCCUGAAGUUUUCAAUGACCCAACGAAUAUUUCUAACAAGGGAUCGAAGAGGAAGCAGCCUGAGGAGUUUCCCCCGGCCUUUUAUAGGGAGCCAGGCCUGGGUUAUUAUCCGCGGGACCCUAGGGUACUAGAAGAGAAGCUGUCUAAAGGGUGCAAGCCCCCUGCUAUCGGGGAAUAUGACGGUAGCAAGGACCCGGAAGAUCAUCUUCGUAAAUUUAGGAACGCGGCGUUGUUGCAUCAAUAUAGUGAUGUCGUCAAGUGCCGGGUAUUCCUGAACACUUUAUUUGGCUCAGUGCAGAAAUGGUUUGAUGGAUUGCCACACGGGUCCAUCACUUGUUUCCUAGACUUCGAGACUGCUUUUCUGCGCCACUUCGCUAGUAGCAGGAAAUAUCAAAAGACCGACUAUUGUCUCUUCACCCUCAAUCAGGGGCCCACCGAACCCUUAAGGAGUUAUAUUAAGUGCUUUAACCAAGUAGCUCAGGAUGUUCCAUCUGCCACUUCAGAGAUAUUGAUGAGUGUCUUCUCCCAUGGAUUGGUAGAAGGGGAAUUCUUCAGAGACCUCAUCAAAAGUCCCGUGAAGAAUUUUGAUGAAAUGUUAGAAAAAGUUGCCAGUUAUAUCAAUAUGGAGGAAGCGCAGGAGGCACGAAGGAAGGCUGAUAAAACACCUUCUUCCGUCAACAAGCCGAAGAAAAGAACACCCCAGCCACCGACUCAACCUCUCCCGCACGCCCGAGAAAUCCGACCUCCCUUUCCGCCUGGUCAGGAUUCCCAGUCGACCCCACGAGUAGCCACGGUCCACGCUCCCAGACCUGGUCCAUGGGGUCCACGUUAUUGUACCUACCAUCGGUCACAUACGCAUGCCACCAAUGAUUGUUUUUAA
Messenger RNA from Zingiber officinale, 999 nucleotides. RefSeq lists its product as uncharacterized. NCBI's taxonomy places the organism in Eukaryota, Viridiplantae, Streptophyta, Magnoliopsida, Zingiberales, Zingiberaceae. The record is from RefSeq and is a predicted model, not a curated record. The transcript is spliced from 2 exons. Bases 1 to 999 code for a protein of 332 amino acids.